AUGUCUAAUUUUUAAUUACUUAAAGAGGUAUUAAACUUUGAAAGUGAAUACCUGCCUGAACUGAGUAGAUACGACCCAAAAGAAAUUAUCGGAAAGGGAGCUUUUGCAACGGUUAUCUCAGCUAUUGAUAAAGUUACAAGAAUAAAUGUCGCCAUUAAGAUAGUUGAAAAAUCUUUGUUUAAAUGCAAUAAAUAAGAAGAGACUAUACGUCAGGAAGCGAUCAUGCUGCAAUCCUUGUCUCAUUAGAAUAUAAUUAAGAUACUUGAUGUAUUGGAAUAUGCCUUAACCUAAGUUUUACGAAACCUAGCUAAGGUUUUACAUAGUUAUGAAUCGGAUAGAAGGUGUUACGUUAGAAGAUUACAUACCAAAAUUGCAGCGAAGUGAGGUGAUUACGAUAACAAAGGAGAUUUUGAAAGCUUUGAGCUAUUUACACAAGAACAACAUAGUGCACAGAGACAUCAAGCCGUAAAAUAUUUUGAUAGGAGACUCAGAAGGAGAAUUGGUUGUUACCUUGAUAGAUUUUGGCUUAUCAGCCUCAGUCAAUAGAGUUGAGGAUAGUUUGAUGAAUAAGAAUUGUGGAACCUUAUUGUAUUAGGCCCCUGAAGUUAUUAAAAAAGCAAAUUAUAAUAGAGUAACACUUAAAUUAUUAAAAUUUAGUCGGUUGACAUUUGGGCAUUGGGAAUUGUGGUUUAUAAUAUGUUAUACAAUGGACAACAUCCAUUUUAUUAAAAUGGAGAUAGUAAAACAACUUUUUUUGAAAAAAUUAAAAAUUUUUCACUGAACAUAUAAUUUAAUGAGGACUUAUACACUAAAAACUUUUUGGAGAGAACGAUUGCAUAUCUCCCAGAACAUCGUUUAACAGCUGAUCAAUGUCUGGAACAUCCUUGGAUUACAGGCAAGGGAGAUAUCUCAAUUCCAUUCACGUUGAAUGAAAUAAUAUAAUGUCAAGUCAAUAAAGAAUAGAAAAUAGCUAGGUGCAUCAAAAUGCUCGUGUUUUUGAAAUACCUGGUUGGGAUGUCAAAUGAUAUGCUUGGGAAGACGGAUGAAAUUAAUGAGGCUGGAUCACCUAAUGAUGUUAUUUCAAUAAUAGGAUCUGAAAGGUCGGGGUCUUCAAAUAGAUUUAGGAUUCGUCCAUUGAUACUUAAAUCUUAGACCAGAUUAAAUAAAUUAUGGUAUAACGAUAGCACUAGUAAUUCAUUUGCUGGAGAUACUAGCAGAAUUGGGACAGACAUGAUUCCAGAGAUAUUUCAAUAGGUGGACUCUCCAAAUUUUGGGAAAAAACAAUUAAGAAAAAGUAAUUCGAUGAAUCCGCAAGAAAUGAUGAAGAAAUUGAAAACGAACAAUGUUUCAAGGGAUCUUUGCAAGGUAUCUAUUUGAAUAUAGUUAUGAGGAAAUUCAAAUGAAGAAUAGAAGAUUAAUUUUGAAUUCGCCUGUCAAUAAUUAAAAGUUGGUAACCGAGCCAUAGAGUCAAAAAUAAAACGGGGAUAGUUUAAGUAAGUUCGCAGACUCUCCCUUGGCUUAGAGACUGCAACAUUUUCAGAGGUCCAAUUUCUCUAAAAAACCAUCAUAAUUGUGA
Paramecium octaurelia is the source of this 1576-nucleotide messenger RNA. Lineage: Eukaryota; Ciliophora; Oligohymenophorea; Peniculida; Parameciidae. The record is from the annotation of a GenBank genome assembly.